This is a messenger RNA of Pochonia chlamydosporia 170, 1629 nucleotides long. Its product is annotated as serine protein. Bases 1 to 1629 code for a protein of 542 amino acids. Gene Ontology annotation, biological process: proteolysis. NCBI's taxonomy places the organism in Eukaryota, Fungi, Ascomycota, Sordariomycetes, Hypocreales, Clavicipitaceae. The record is from RefSeq and is a predicted model, not a curated record. The transcript has 4 exons. Gene Ontology annotation, molecular function: serine-type exopeptidase activity; dipeptidyl-peptidase activity.
AUGCUUGCGAGUACUCUUUUAGGCGCUGUAGCUACUCUUUUGCUCACCGUUCCCUCCGCAGCCCGAAUCGACCGGCUUUACCCAAACGGUCGACCACCUCGUCCCCUUGGAGAGGACGGCAUAGUACGAAGGGAUGCUAAACCUUCUCACCAAGGCGUCUUUCAGCAGCUGAUUGACCAUAAUCACCCGGAACUAGGGACCUUCUCGCAGCGAUAUUGGUACAAUGCGGAGUAUUACGCUGGGCCUGGAUCACCCAUCGUGCUGAAUGCCCCCGGCGAAAGCGAGGCUGACGACUUUUACACGACAAAUGACACUCUCUCCGGCAUGUUCGCUCAGACCAACGGCGGUGCUGUUAUUGUCAUCGAACAUCGGUACUGGGGCGAGAGUUCCCCCUACGACAAGUUGACCACGACCAAUCUCCAGUACCUCAAUCUCGAUAAUGCCAUUCAAGACUUGAUCUACUUUGCUCACAAUGUGGAAUUGCCUUUUGAUGUUAAUGGAACAACAAGACCGACUAAGGCGCCCUGGGUGUUGACCGGCUGUUCCUACUCUGGUGCUCUGGCGGCUUGGACACACGCUCUAGCCCCAGGUACCUUCUGGGCGUACCAUUGCUCAAGCGCUGUUGUUGAAGCAAUUUCUGACUUUUGGCAAUAUAAUAAGCCAAUCAAGGAUGCCAUGCCCAAAAACUGUACAGCGGACAUGCAGAGGGCCAUCAAGCAGGUUGACGGAAUCUUGUCCAGUGGCACUGCGGAGCAAAAGCACAGCUUGAAGAAGAAAUUUGGGCUCGAGUCCCUCACCCAUGAUAAUGACUUUGCCCAAGUCCUCACUGGCGGUCUUCAGGGGUGGCAAGAUACCAUGUUCUACAAGUCCAACAAAACUAACCCAUUGUAUGAGUUUUGCGACUACAUUGAGAAUGUCUUCCCCGAUGACAAGAAUGGUACUCGGACAUACCCCGCGGUUCUUCCAGGGCCAGAGGGUGUAGGCACAUGCAAGGCCAUGGACGGGUUUGCGAAAUGGUCCAAAGAGGUCUAUCUUCCUGAAGUCUGUGCGCAGUAUGGCUACUGGGCCGACAAUAAUACAUUGGCAUGCUUGGAUAUGAACAACAAGGAGAACCCAAUGUACAAAGAUCUAACCGUAUUGGCCAAGAUUAACCGACAAUGGACUUGGUUUACGUGUAACGAGCCGUUCGAGUGGUGGCAGGUCUCUAGUCCUCAAGAUACCACCGGUCUCGUAUCACGAUUCCUAGGCGUAGAAUAUUGGCGGAUGCAGUGUGACAAUUACUUUCCCCAGGAAGGAAAUCACACUCAUGGUUUAGCUGCUGGUCGAACUGCCGAUCAAGUCAACAAGAAGACGGGAGGUUGGAACGGGUUCAAUAACACGACACGGCUCAUGUGGGUGAAUGGAGAGCAUGAUCCAUGGCGCCCUGCCACAAUGUCGGCCGACGCGAGGCCAGGCGGUCCUUUGAAGACUACCCCAGAAGCUCCCGUUUGGGUUAUACCUAAAGCUGCUCACUGUAAUGACCUCAUUACCAAAAAUGCCGAUUCCAAUCCGGAACUUCGAAAGAUUGUGGAUGAUAUCCUAGGCACCAUGAAGAAGUGGGUAGAUGAAUAUUACGAUGGAAAGGAAUAG